CAGAAAGAAUGCUAAUCCCUUUGUCCAGACCUGGAUUUCGAUUGGGUUUAUAUCUCCUAAGAACUCCGAAUGCUGGUAACUACUGGAGAUUUAACUUCUCCUCAGCUCCAAUUAAACCUGCUCCAGUAAUACCGAGAAGAGAAAAAGAAGUUUUUAUGUCAAAAUUCUUACAGAAAUCACAAGAAUCUAUAAAAAAGGAUAAAUCAGUAGAAAAAGAUCCAUUUAAAAUCCUAAAUGAUGGACUCAAGGGUUUAGGAUAUAGUAUUGUCCUCUCUGUACUGGCAUGUAUUGCGUACGGAGCAUAUGAUCCAGCGUACAGGAAAAGUACAAAGAGAACGUUUCCGUUUGUUUUUUGGAUCCUUUCCUUCCGGUUUCCAGAAGAUGAUUUAAUACAACAGGAAGAAGCAGUUGUCAAGCAGGCCAUGGAGUUUAAAAGUUCUUUCCUAGAAACAGAGACAAAAUAGAUAUUUAAAUAUAACCAUUAUUUAUUUUUAUCAUCAAAUAUGUUGUUAAAGAUUUCUCAGUGACAACGUGCUGUAAAUAAACUAUAAGAAAUUGA
Messenger RNA from Eurytemora carolleeae, 559 nucleotides. RefSeq lists its product as uncharacterized. The record is from RefSeq and is a predicted model, not a curated record. The coding region runs from base 9 to 464 and encodes 151 amino acids. The transcript has 5 exons. NCBI's taxonomy places the organism in Eukaryota, Metazoa, Arthropoda, Copepoda, Calanoida, Temoridae.